AUGCAGAGGCCUCGUCAUCAUCGACAGCUCUACAAGCUUCGACUUCAUCAGCGACGGACAUCCAUGAGUCCAAAGAAACGACGUCGCAUAGAAGUUAAAGCUCCUCCACCCCCUCCGACUACCCGUGUCAAGUUUAAGGAAGUGGAGGCUAAUAUCAUGCCUCAAUGUUUAGCCCCGUGGAAACAGGCAUCCGAGCGCGUAGGAGAACAUUUCAAUCCCAAUGCUUACCGUAAUCCGCUGGGCUAUUUCCUCCCAGAUCCUCAGAUGAUCGCUGUCUGUGGUCUGGAGAGUGGCAACUACAGCACAUGGACAGCCUACAUCACAGUGUGGCUCAAACUUCAUCACGUUCUUUGCUACCGUCUUCGAACAUCUUCCGUUACUCCACUUGGACCCUCCCGUUGGCGAACAGUUUUAGGAAUCAAGAAGAUGGCUUUUAAGGAGAAAAAGGCGGCGAAACAAAAAGCGGAAGUAGAGGAAAUCUUGAUGGAAAUCUUGAAGAACGCUGGAAACACAACGUCGGUCAAUUUGGAUCGUUUAGACACUGCAAAGGUUGAAUGGAACGGAUCGCCUCUCGAGGUUUCCACAGCUCCCACAGCCAAGUUGAAGGAGAUCUUGUGGGAGUUGUUCGAGCUCAGUUUCCAGUACGAGCUUCUCAUGAUGGAUCGCCGAUUCUACGGUGGUUUAAAGCCAUGA
Messenger RNA from Marasmius oreades (fairy-ring Marasmius), 693 nucleotides. RefSeq lists its product as uncharacterized. Lineage: Eukaryota; Fungi; Basidiomycota; Agaricomycetes; Agaricales; Marasmiaceae. The transcript has 3 exons. Bases 1 to 693 code for a protein of 230 amino acids. The record is from RefSeq and is a predicted model, not a curated record.